CGGGACUUGAGAGACGCAUCUCCAGCGACUCGACAAAAAACUCACAAAAACCACGAUGAGAAUACAUCACUUUUCAAGUGGAUUUGUGUGCUUCAGCUGAUUUAUGACCUGGAUUAUCAUCUCAAACUUUCCACUUUCCAAAUUGACAGAGACAUGGACCUGCUCCCAGACUUUUGGAGGGAGGACUACUGGCUUCCUCCCGGCGUCAGCUGGGCAGAUAUGGAGCAGCUGGCAGACUCUUCCCGGCCAUGGCCGCAGGACCUUCUCACAGCUCUCCCCCUGGCUCUGGGCUUCGUCAUGCUGCGCUGCAUGUUUGAGAGGUUUUUGGCCCCGCCCAUGGGCAGAUGUCUCGGGGUAAAGAAUAGAUUGCAGUUGACCGCGGCCCCCUCCCUACAGCUGGAGUCGUUUUACACCCAGAGGAGCAGACAGCCGACACAGAGUGAAAUUGUCAGUUUAAUGACACUGUGUGGAAAAACCCAGAGACAGAUUGAAACGUGGUUCCGACUCCGCAGGAACCAAGACAGGCCCUGUCAAACCAAGAAGUUUGGUGAAGCUGCAUGGAGGUUCUUUUUCUACUUUGCAGCUUUCGUAGCCGGAUUGACCUGCUUAAUCGAUAGACCAUGGUUCUGGGACCACAGGGAAUGUUGGAGGCAGUAUCCAUUUCAGCCCAUGGAGAGAGCUCACUUCUGGUACUACAUGCUGGAGUUGGGGUUUUAUGGCUCUCUGCUCCUCCGGAUCUCUGUGGAUAUCAGAAGAAAGGAUUUUAAGGAACAAGUGAUUCAUCAUUUGGCUACCAUCUUCCUGCUCAGUUUCUCCUAUUGUUCUAACUACAUUCGCAUCGGCACCUUGGUCAUGCUGCUUCAUGACUCCUCCGACAUUCUGCUGGAGUCAGCCAAGAUGUUCAACUACGGCACUGGCUGGAGGAAGACAUGUGACGCGCUCUUUAUUUUGUUUUCCGUGGUCUUCUUUGUAACUCGACUGGUGAUUUUCCCCUGCAAAAUCAUUCGAGCGACUCUGCUGCUGUCCAUGGAGAUCUUUGAGCCAUUUCCGGGCUACUACUUUUUUAACGUCCUGCUGAUGGUGCUGCAAGUUCUUCACGUCUUCUGGGCGGGCUUAAUCUUACGUAUGGUGUAUAAGUUUUUGAAAGGCAAGCUAGAAAAGGAUGAACGCAGUGACGAAGAAAGCCUACUGGAAGAGGAAGAAGAUGAUAAAAAAGAAGAGCAUACUGAUCAAGAAGAAGAUCGUUAUUGGGAAAAAAGUAAAGAAACUCUGAACUGUAAACUGUCGGUGCUGACCAACAGCUGUGUCCUUAAUAACCUGACCCAACACAGAUCCUCCGUAGGGAACAGAGAGCGCAAAGCUCAGUAAAGACUGCUUUGUAAUGUUACGUUCAUGUUUUGCUUCUUCAGAAUUUUAUACAUAUUGUAGUUUGUUUUAACCUUAAAUCUCUAUUGUUAUAUUUAUAUAUUUAGGAGUUCCAGGUAGGUGUGAUUGAUUUGGGGUUUACUAUGGCUAUUCCUCUCUGUUUCACUUUUAAUUAAAUAAUCAAUUUUCAGAAUGUAUCCACAGAUAUAACAUUGAUAUAUCGUUUAACACUGGAUUUUUCUCGCUGGUGUCACUUCAACACUUGAUUGAGAGAAACUCGUCCAGAAGAAACUCCAGAUGUCUGCAAAGACAAAGUUAAUGUUGAUGUGGACAUUUUGCACUAUGUUUCAUGGAAGACUGUUGUGCAGAAGGCUCUUCAAUGUAAUCACAGAGCAGCACAUCAAAUCCAGACUGAAGUUUGCCUGUGAAGAUCGGCCCUGCGGUUGGAUGACAAAAAAUAUGGAUGCUGAUUUGUUUGGCAAGGAAGAAAAAACCCAGUUCUUACAGUGAGAUGUAAUGGUGGAAGCAUUUUACUGUGGGGCUCUUUUACUGCUUCAGGCACAGAAACCCCUUCUGGGGUGCAUUGGAAAGUGUUAAAAGUGGUUAUGUUCAUAUUUUGAGGAAUAACAAAGAAAUUGAUGUUGCUAUAGCUUCAGAAUCAGAAUCAGAAAGAAGUUUAUUGCCAAGUAGUUUAACACACACAAGGAAUUUGUUGUGGUGAUUGGUGCAAUUGCAGUUAAGGUCAACACAGUGACCCAAAAUAUACAUUUAAAUUCGUCCAAAACUUGUUGAAGGACACCAGAGUCCAUGUCCUGGAAAGGCACAGCCCAAAUUCCAGAUCUAUUGGGAAACAUGUAGUUUGGAUGGGAUGGCACAAUUUGCCUUGGAGGAAUGAGUUAUUAUCCUCAUCUAGGAACUACUAUAAGAGAUUGUUGACUGUUGUAAGUCACAAAAGCUUCACAACUGAUUGUAAAUCAUUAGAGAGCUAAUAAUUAUGUAUUUUUUUUAUUUCAAAUAAACACAAUCAGUAAAAUAUCUUAAAUUAGUUUGAUGGAGCUUUGUCCUUUUGGGACCAAAUACACUUGAAACACUUUGGAUAUGUAUCGCCUUCACUGGCACUAUAUAACUUGGAGGAGCAUGGUAGGAACCCUUCCACACUACUGGUAAAGCACUACCGCUUUUGUCCAAAGGAGCCGCCAAACUCAACAAAAGCUGAAAGUUACGUUGUGCUGCUUUAAAGCAAACACGAUGUUAAAGAGCAUAUUGCAGGUUAGAAUUUUUUCAAAAAUUAUACCUGACCUUAUGUGAAAAUGACUAUGUGAGAAGUUAAUGUAGGAUUUAAUAUGUUUUACAAGACAUAAGGGCACUUAUUCAGAGGAAAAAGUGGCUGAUUUUAGCCAAGCUCUACAAACGCUUUUUUUUUCGAACACCGCGUCAUAUGACGCAGCACCAGGGAGACGUCUCCACAGCUGCCCCAUCUGACUGCCCAGACCCGUACACACGUAGCCGGGUAUCUGCUAAACCGAAGAUAUUUUCCUACGUUUGGACCUGUCAUCCACAUG
Messenger RNA from Cololabis saira (Pacific saury), 2927 nucleotides. Its product is annotated as ceramide synthase 2-like. NCBI's taxonomy places the organism in Eukaryota, Metazoa, Chordata, Actinopteri, Beloniformes, Belonidae. Gene Ontology annotation, biological process: ceramide biosynthetic process. The transcript has 11 exons. Gene Ontology annotation, molecular function: DNA binding; sphingosine N-acyltransferase activity. The coding region runs from base 154 to 1368 and encodes 404 amino acids. Gene Ontology annotation, cellular component: membrane. The record is from RefSeq and is a predicted model, not a curated record.